Messenger RNA from Nylanderia fulva, 2119 nucleotides. NCBI's taxonomy places the organism in Eukaryota, Metazoa, Arthropoda, Insecta, Hymenoptera, Formicidae. The record is from RefSeq and is a predicted model, not a curated record.
AGAGAUAUUGCGUGAUACUCAAAUAACAUAAAUGAUAAUGUAGCGGUGUAAAGAGAGAAUCCCAAUAAUUGCACCUUUGCGAGCGAUUAAUUAUUCGGUUGCAGAAAAAUUUGGGCAAAGUUUAUAAGCGUACGUUUGCGCUGAUUUUGUUGCAGAUAUGAGAAUCUUUCUCUUCAACGGAUUUCUUUUACUGGUUUUCGUCGUAGCUCCAGUACCGGAUGUUUUCGUGAAUUCAUCAAAAUCCGCGGAAAUAAUGGAUCAGAAUCCGCUUCCGAAUACGUGCCGCUACAUCACAGCUAAUUCGGUAUUGGAAGCGCGAUGCUUCCAAUUAAAAUCGCAAACAAUCGCAAUGUUAGAUUUGAAUCCGGACAUACAGGUGCUGAAUAUUACCGGGAGUUUGCUGUUCACAUUGAAUAACGACAGUUUGCAUCUAUACAAGGAACUGGAAUUCAUCUAUCUACGUCACAAUAUAAUCAGUAUAAUCAGAAAGGCAGCCUUUGCCAAUCAGCUUUACCUGCAAGUGCUGGAUCUCACAAACAGUUUUUGCAGAAUUCUGCCCAAAAGUCUCUUCCAAUUACCGUAUCUUCACACGCUCUAUCUCGGCGAAAACUGGCUCACCGAUCGCAUGUUCAAUGUGAAUGUCACCUCGCCUCUCAGAAUACUGCAGCUGUCCGAUAACAAGCUAAGAGUGAUCCCGAACAUAGGACUCCAGCCGACCCUCCUUAAUCUCAACGUGUCCAAUAACUUCAUCACCUCAAUCAGAACCGAAGAUCUGGCGCCGUUCUGCUCGCUAAAUGAUCUCGAUCUGACCGGGAAUGAUAUCAGAUUCAACGCGCGCAGCUGCGAUUGUCAGACGUUUAACGCCUGGGUGAAGCUGCGUCAGAUCAAGAUGAAGCCCAAACUUUACAAAUGCCCCUAUUCAUCGGCUCUAAACAAGACCUGCGCCAACGUGAGUUUCAGCAAUCGGACGUACGAGCUGUUUAACGAGUGUUUGGCCAUGAUGCAGCAGAUGAUAGAGGAGGACAUACAGCAGAAGAUGGAAAAGGAUAUACAGCAGAAGAUGGAGCCCGAAAAACCUCGAUCGGUUUGGUUAAUCUUCGCCUCGUGUGUCUUGGUAUGCCUCUUCAUCGUCUUCGUGACGUUGUUUUGCGUGCACAAUUGGAAUCGUAGACAGUGCAGGAAACAGCAGGAGCAGCUAACGAUGAUCUACAACAAUACCGAGCUGAACACCGAGCUGCUCCAACAGCAAUCUGACAAUAAUUAGUUAAAUAAUGGCUAAUAGAACAUAGAGUCCUGUAAAAAGGGCUGUUUUUGGCGUCGACAAUAUGCGAGAGUAAAAUUUUACGCAAGAAGGACGGGAUGAAAGUGUAAGCGAGGCCUUAUCAGAAAUGAUCGAUCGAAAAGACGUCGAAUCGAUAUCGAUCCGACCAAUUCGAUUUUGAUUUGACAUCGAUACGACGUUGAUUUAACUAUCAUUUUUGGUCAAAAGUUAUUUGAGAAAUUAAUGAUGUUUUUGUUAUAAAUAAGAGAAAGAGAGAGCGAGAACUGUUGGUGUUUGUUGAAAGAAUUAAAUCAACAGUGGAUUUACAGAGAAUUUAAUCGGAUAUAUAUUUGCGUGCCUAAGUUUGUAUCUGAUUAUUAUUAAUACAUAUCGCACAAUGUGCAAUAAACGUAAGAUUAUUAUAAUAGUUUGAAUAUUUCUUCUGGCGCAUUUGCCAUUUUUUGAACAAUAUUUUACAAAUUUUUAGAAAGAGUUCACUGGACAUACAUUAGAUAUUCUUGUUCUAUCUGGAUAUAAGUAUAUUAAUCUUUGCGGAGCUGUCUUCUUCAUUGAUUGCUUUUGUUUAAGUCUGUUAUCUCAUUUUUUUCAUUCAGAGUUAAGUAAUCUCCAACAAUAAGUACCAUUAAAAGUCCAACGUAUUAUUUUCGAUAUCUCGAGUUUCUGUAUAUACAAUAUAUUGUAUAGCCUUUUGAACAAAGUCGUUAUGAUCUACAUAAGCGUUGUUAAUUAUUAUCCAGUAAAAAGAAAGAGAGUUCCGCGAAGAUUGAUAUAUUAAAUCCAGAUAACACAAAGAUGUCUAAUGUAUGUUUAGUAAAAAUUCGUUCCUGAACAUUGGGA